CUCUAGGGAGCACACUACAUGUUUACAGAUUCUAUGUGUCCUGCAUUCACUGCUAGGAAAUUAACAAUUGGUGCUGUUCAGGUCCCUAGAGCCUGUAUACCAUAGCACCAUUGCACCAUGGCUGCAGUAAACACAGUGUGUCUCACUUUAAUCUGGUUUGCAGUAUUAUAGCAAUCACAUACUUUCUUAUUGUGUUUUUUAAAUUUACACUUAUUUUCUACUUCUCAGCCCUCAUCGAAGGAAAUGUCAAUGGAAAGCCAGGAUCUAGUUACCGUAACUUCAGGUAAAGAACAGAUGGCAGUUGGCGAUGGCCCUGGCCAUGACUUGCAGGUGCUCCUCUUGAAGAGUCCUCGUCCGGAGAUGCCAGAGGGAAAGCGCUCCAAUAAGGAGAAUGACCAAACAUGCUCUGAAAAACAUAGAGCAAUUGAUGCCCCACCUCCACAAACCAACCCAUGGAACAGAAAGCAUGGUCGGGCCCCUACCAAUGUCCAAAAUUCUGGCAUUCAUGAACAGAAGGGUUUGCCUUCAUCAAGAAUUAAAAGGCCAGGAAAACAAGCACCAAAAAAGCAGAGUGACAUCAAUGACAUCACAAACUGGCCGACGCCAAUGGAGACCACAAACCAUGAGUGCCGUCUUCCCCUUAGUCCUUCAACCUGUAAAGCACAGGAUGCAAAGUCUCCGAGUAACAAGGAACCUUGGAAAAAUGUUGAAAGCAAGAGCUGUGAACGGGAGGACAUCUGUGAGAAUUUUAAUUUAAGCCAUGAUUCCGCUGUCCUAAGGAAAAAAGCUAGCAAGAAAAAAUGGGUUCCACUUCCACUGGAGUGCAGCAAAGCCAAUGAACCUGACAAGCCAGGAUUUCACAUGCCAACUUUACAAUCCCCAAACUCUGCUACUUCACAAUACAAUAAACUAGAGGAUUACACCCACAGUACAGGAUGGCACCAUGAAAAGAGAGAUGAUUUGGAUGAAGUCUCCAGUACACGAAGUGAAGGAAGUGGUGUCAGAGGAUUCUCAAGGUUCAGAGGUCGAGGGAGAGGAAGAGGCCGUGGAAGAGGAAGGCCAUACUUUCGCUCUGGAUAUUCGUAUGGUGCAGAGGGUUACCAUGAACAUAAUGCUUCUUACCAGUUUGGGCUUGAAAGUUCCAACAACAUGAUGUAUUAUUAUGAUGAUGGGAAAAGGGUUCAUGUGUAUUCAGUCGAUGAAACCCUACUUAAGGAAUACCUUAAACGCCAGAUCGAGUAUUACUUCAGCUUGGAGAAUCUGGAAAAAGACUUCUUCCUCAGGAGAAAAAUGGAUCCGCAGGGCUUUUUGCCCAUUUGCCUUAUUGCCAGCUUUCGAAGAGUGCAAUCACUGACCAUGGAUGUUAAUAUGAUUUGUGAAGCUUUAAAAGAUAGUACAGAAGUGGAAAUAGUAGAUCAAAUGAUAAGGAAAAGGGUGGAUCCAGAAAAAUGGCCUAUUCCUGGUACUCCAAGACUCGACUCUACACACACAGACUUUUCUAGACUUCUCAACUGUCCAGAGUUCAUUCCUGGAAAGGCUCUCAAGUUUCAGACAGAAACCAAACAGGAUUCCCAGCGGAAUGGAACUGCUGUAGCUCCGGUUGGAGCAAAAGAGCCAAGCAACUUACGAACUAUGUCUAAAGGCCUAUCUGCAAGUUUACCAGAGCUGGAUUCUGAGCCAUGGAUAGAGGUUAAAAGAAGACAUCGUGGAAGUUCUGUCAAACCAAAAAAUGUGAUAAAAUCCCCUUCAGUAACCCCAAAACCCACAGAAGCUCAAGAACCAGAGCCAGAAGAACUGGAUUUCAUGUUUGAUGAAGAGAUGGAGCACAUGCAAGGUCGCAAAAACACCUUCACUGACUGGUCUGAUGACUCUGAUUAUGAAAUUGAUGAUAAAGACCUUGACAAAAUCAUAAUCGUUACACAAACACCUCCUCACCUGAAAAAGCAUCCUAGCGGAGACCGUACAGGCAAUCAUGUUUCUCGUGCAAAAAUUACAUCUGAGCUUGCAAAGGUUAUUAAUGACGGUCUGUAUUAUUACGAACAGGACCUGUGGAUGACUGAAGGUGGUCAGGAUUAUCUAACUUCAAAGGAAAUAGAAAACUUUAGAAAACUGAACGUGAUCAGCAAAGAGGAAUUUCAGCAUCUUUCCCCAAGCCCCCAGUUUGAGCAGAAUCUUGAGCAAUCUCCACCCAACAUACCUAACUUCCAGCAAGAUGUUCCAGAGGUGUCAAGAGACUGUCAAGCAAGGACCCCAAAAACUCCUCGUACACCACGCCUUCAGGAUCCCAACAAAACACCUAGAUUUUACCCUGUAGUAAAAGAACCACAGUCUAUUGAUGUACAGACUCCAAGAAAAAGGAAAACGCGACACAGUUCUAAUCCACCUUUGGAGUAUCAUGUUGGUUGGGUGAUGGACUCAAAGGAGCACAGAACUAGAACCUCUUCUGUAAGCUCAAAUGCAUCGCCUUCAGAAGGUACUCCACUUGUAGAAAGCUAUGGCUGUACCCCUCAUUCUUUGCCAAAGUUUCAACAUCCAUCUCACGAACUUCUAAAGGAAAAUGGCUUCACACAACAAGUAUACCAUAAAUAUAGAAGGAGAUGCUUAAAUGAAAGAAAACGUUUAGGAAUUGGUCAGUCCCCAGAGAUGAACACCCUCUUUCGUUUCUGGUCCUUCUUUCUCAGAGAUCACUUUAACAAAAAAAUGUAUGAGGAGUUUAGACAGCUUGCUGUGGAUGAAGCCAAAGAAAACUACAGGUAUGGUUUAGAAUGUCUCUUUAGAUUUUACAGCUAUGGGUUGGAAAAGAAAUUCAGGCAAGGGAUAUUUGAGGACUUUCAGGAAGAAACUCUGAAAGACUAUGAAAAUGGACAGCUUUAUGGACUGGAGAAGUUUUGGGCAUAUCUUAAAUAUUCAAAAGGGAAAAACCUUUCAGUUGAGCCUAAUCUAGAGAGUUACUUGUCCAAAUUUAAGAGGCUGGAAGAUUUCAGAGUGGAUAUAGGUCAGCAUGAAGAUGCCAAGUUAGUGAAUCCAUAUUCUGGCAUUUAUCUACAGCCUCCCAUAGCUGAAGAAGCUGGACAACAAAGGCCUCAAACUACCUUGGCAUGUGAAGAUGCAGGUCGCCGAAGGAAUCGUUCUGGUACCUCCAAAACCUCUACUGUUCAACAGUCUAGCAGCUGUUCUCUGGGAUCUGCCAAUUCUGCUCCCAAAGUAAAAGCACAGCCGAAGAGGCAAAGAAGCAACUGCAACCAGGACAGAGGUGCCACAAAAUAGCCUUCAUAAUUGGUAGCAAGAGAAGAGGACAUUGUUUAGCCAUGCGAAGAUGGCAAUGUUGACACAGCUCCUAUGCAGCAACUUGGGAUGCUUGAUAACCAAAAAGCAAUACGUUGAUAAUACAAUGAAGCUUACAUGGGUUUCCUCAAACAAGGAUGUAUUUUAUUGAGGUUUGCGAAAGCAAUUUUUUUUUUUCUUUUCCCCUAAAGGUACAUUUGAGAAAUGGUUCAUUUUCUAUUUUCCAGAAAGGACAGCCUUAAUGUUUCAAAAGAAAUGCUCAAGAGAGGGCGUUUGAAGCCAUAACAUGUUGUAAUUUUUUUUUUUUUUUGUUUUACCUGCUUUAUU
Pelobates fuscus (common spadefoot toad) is the source of this 3612-nucleotide messenger RNA. It is a transcript of the gene LARP1B, whose product is annotated as La ribonucleoprotein 1B. Gene Ontology annotation, molecular function: RNA cap binding. The coding region runs from base 244 to 3267 and encodes 1007 amino acids. Gene Ontology annotation, biological process: mRNA stabilization; positive regulation of translation. Gene Ontology annotation, cellular component: cytoplasmic stress granule; cytosol. The transcript has 19 exons. Lineage: Eukaryota; Metazoa; Chordata; Amphibia; Anura; Pelobatidae. The record is from RefSeq and is a predicted model, not a curated record.